Messenger RNA from Anisakis simplex (herring worm), 1473 nucleotides. Lineage: Eukaryota; Metazoa; Nematoda; Chromadorea; Rhabditida; Anisakidae. The record is from the annotation of a GenBank genome assembly.
CCUGUUCUUAAUAUUCCGCAGUCAUCUGACUCCAGUGAUUCUAAUUUCGAUCCUGAUUCAUUAGCCACUCAACCAGAUUUUCUGGUAGCUGCAAAGGAGUGCGGUUCUCUGACGCAGUGUGAGAUGAACUUUUCAGGUCAUCGCGCUGGAGGACGUCGGUUUGAAGAUUCUACGAUCGGCUCUGAGAGUGACGCUCGACUGUUCUCGGACGAUGACGAUCGAUCAAGAGUGUCAACGUCAACCGACAUAACGAGCGUAUCGCGUCAACACCAUAUGAACGCGUAUCGUAAACGUCGAAAUCGCCGUAAAUUCCGACAACCAUCACGUGCGUCGUCGUUUAGUAGUAUCACGGAAAGUUCAAUGUCACUGGACGUCAUCACAGUGACACUGAACAUGGAUACGGUUAAUUUCCUUGGUAUUAGUAUUGUGGGACAGAGUUCAUCGCGAGGUGAUAAUGGCAUUUAUGUGGCCAAUAUUAUGAAAGGUGGUGCUGUAGCACUAGAUGGUCGUAUUGAACCGGGUGAUAUGAUUCUACAAGUGAAUGAUAUCUCAUUCGAGAACUUUACAAACGAUCAAGCUGUUGACGUGUUGCGUGAGUCUGUUGCCAGACGGGGACCGAUCAAAUUGACUGUGGCAAAGAUGUGGGAUGGUGGACCGAGAAGUGCGUUCACAGUGCCACGACAUCGAGAUGAGCCUGUGAGACCGAUCGAUACGCAAGCUUGGAUACAACAUACGAACGCUAUGCGAGGAAUGCCAUCGAUUCUAGAAGGAGCGCCAACGCCUGUUCCGGGUCAAUACGGUCGUCCGCCGAGUAGCGGUACGAUGACAUCAAAUGGUUCGGCACCGAAUACAAUCGUUGCUGGAGGAAUUGGUGGCAGCAUCCGAUUGGCAACAACAACUGACAAGAAGAGAAUUGUUCAAAUGAUGGUCAUGCCGAAUUCAGGUCUUGACAUCAAGAAUAGAACCUGGCUGAAAAUACCCAUUCCGAUGUCAUUUUUGGGUAGCGAUCUGGUGGAUUGGCUAAUGGAACAUGUAGAUGGCUUACGAGAUCGUAAAGACGGUCGUAAGUUUGCUGGCGAGUUGCUGAAAGAGAAGCUGAUAAGUCACGUUGUUAAUAAGAUAACAUUCACCGAACAAUGCUACUAUAUCCUGGGGGAUGAAUGUGCAGGUAUUGCGUUCAUUCCACCGCCGUCAACCAAUGACGAUGGAACUGGAGUGCGAAGUGAAGUUGGCUCAAUUCUACCGCCGCCUCCACCUGGUCUAAUGGCCGCUGCAGCCGCAGCACAACAACAGCAAGGCUGUCCGAAUCGAGUUGCUGGCGUUUGGCCGUCAUCCCAACAACAACAGCAACAACCAGGUGGUGUGGUUGGUGGUGUUAUGCUGCAGAAUGCACCGCCGUCGAUGGUAAGCAAUAUUCAACAUCAUCCUCAAAAUAUUGACGUGAAAAUGCGCUUUUACAUGAUGGAUAUUUGA